UCAAAGCUAUUCGCUUAAACCGACGGAUAAUUUUGUUUUAGAGCUGCAUAAUCAAGCAGACCGUAGUAAGAACGUAGAAAUGGUUUUAAAAAAAAUCACUAGAUCGAGAAAAAGAGGAAUUAAUUAAUUUACUGUUAACAGCUUUUGAUGGAGGCGAUCCAAUGUUGUCAGGUACUGUACAGAUACAUAUCAGAGUGCUGGAUGCUAACGAUAAUGCUCCAUUGUUUGCACAAAAAAUAUAUAAGGCAACAAUAACAGAGAACUCCAUAAAGGGAUCCAUAUUAACAACUGUAAACGCCUCUGAUGCAGAUGAAGGCUCUAACAGUCAUGUGACAUAUUACAUUUCUGACACUGUGGACAAUCACGUAGCCAAUACGUUUCUGUUAAAUCAACAUACUGGCGAACUAUUUCUAAAUGGUCAAAUUGACUAUGAAAAAGCGAGCCAUUAUGAACUUGACAUUCAGGCCAGAGAUGAAGGAGGACUUUCUGAUUCAUGUAAAGUAAAUAUUGAUGUUUUGGAUGUUAAUGAUAACAAACCAACGAUAAAUGUUCUUUCUAUGUCCAGUUCUAUAUCCGAAACCUACCAUUACGGUACAGUUGUUGCAAUGAUAAAAGUAAAUGAUCCGGACUCAGGUAUUAAUGGAAAAGUUAAUUGUGCCAUUAGUGAAAAUAUUCCUUUUGUUAUCAUUUCCCCCUCCAACAAUUUCUUUAGUAUUCGCACAGAGCAGGAACUGGAUAGGGAGAGAGAGGCUGAGUACAACAUCACUGUGACGUGCUCUGAUGAAGGGGUUCCCUCCCUCUCCAGCAGCGCUUCUCUCCGUUUACAGAUAUCAGAUGUGAACGACAACGCGCCGGUCUUUCAGAGAAAUAACUACGAGGCGUAUGUAGUCGAGAACAACACACCAGGUCUCUCUAUAUUCACGGUGAAGGCCAGUGACAUAGACUCCAAUCAGAAUGCCCGUGUGUCGUACAUUCUAGAAGACAGCACUGUAAAUGGAGUUCCUGUGUCAUCAUAUGUGACAGUCAGUGCAGACAGUGGCAUCAUUACUGCCGUACGAUCUUUCGACUAUGAGCAGUUAAAGGACUUUCAUUUCCACGUAAAAGCGCAGGAUGGCGGUUCCCCUCCACUCAGUAGCAACGUAACAGUUAAAAUUGCAAUCCAAGAUCAGAAUGACAACGCUCCCCAGGUUCUCUACCCAGUACAGACUGGCGGUUCUCUGGUGGCUGAGAUUGUGCCUCGUUCAGCAGAUGUUGGCUAUCUUGUAACUAAAGUGGUGGCUGUUGAUGUGGACUCUGGACAGAAUGCCUGGCUCUCCUACAAACUACAGAAAGCCACAGACAGGGCGCUGUUUGAAGUGGGUCCACAGAACGGAGAGAUACGAACUGUGCGCCAGGUCACUGAUAAAGAUGCUGUGAAACAAAAGCUCACUGUUGUUGUGGAGGAUAACGGACAGCCCUCUCGCUCAGCUGUAGUUAACAUUAAUGUAGCUGUAGCGGACAGUUUUCCUGAAGUGCUCUCGGAAUUCACGGAUUUUACACAUGAAAAGCACUACAAUGACAACCUGACAUUUUAUUUAGUUUUAGCACUCGCCGCUGUUUCUUUUCUUUUUAUUGCUUGUUUAGUUGUAAUAAUAUCAGUGAAGAUCUACAGGUGGAGACAAUCCCGCAUCUUCUAUCAGUCCAAUCUCCCAGUCAUUCCGUACUAUCCACCCGGUUACACAGACGCAGGAGUUACUGGAACUCUGCCACACAUGUAUAAUUAUGACGUGUGCAUGACAACUGAUUCUAGGAAGAGUGACUGUAAGUUUUCCACACUUGGUGGGCAAAAUGUUUUAGUAAUGGAUCCAAGUUUCACAGAGACUAUGCAGCAUACAGUGAAUGAAAAGCACUUCCUGGAACACCCAGGUUCACCACCAAUGGUAAGGAUUUUCACUAAUUGA
Messenger RNA from Electrophorus electricus (electric eel), 1940 nucleotides. RefSeq names its product protocadherin gamma-A2-like. Lineage: Eukaryota; Metazoa; Chordata; Actinopteri; Gymnotiformes; Gymnotidae. Gene Ontology annotation, molecular function: calcium ion binding. Gene Ontology annotation, cellular component: plasma membrane. Gene Ontology annotation, biological process: homophilic cell-cell adhesion. The record is from RefSeq and is a predicted model, not a curated record.